Molecule: messenger RNA, 2879 nt
Organism: Pseudovirgaria hyperparasitica
Lineage: Eukaryota; Fungi; Ascomycota; Dothideomycetes; Acrospermales; Acrospermaceae
Product: HET-domain-containing protein
Exons: 1
Coding region: 306-2624 (772 amino acids)
Source: RefSeq, a predicted model, not a curated record
AAGGGCUUCGACCAGAGGCCUCUACCAGAAAGUUUGAUAAUAAAUCCAUUAAAUUGAAAUUUUGUUACAAUCAUGAAGUGGAGUUAAAGAAUCAAUAUUAUUUACAUAGGAUCUACUCUAUGUCGACUUUCUUUAGACUAGGCCAAUGCCUUAGUAGGUUUAGCAGCUCGCACUAUCACAUUUUGUGAAUAAUACCUACUACGAUCUACAUCUUGACACAGCCAGCUGCGGGCGACACAACGUACUAAUGAUCUCGAAACCCCCCCUACAGAGGCGUCUAGACAGGGCAUUCACAUUGGGUAGAAAUGGAUUCAAAUUUGGGGGGAAGCAUCAAUGAGGAGUUGUCUGCUUCAUUUCUUGACUUAACAUCCAACGUAGUUCAGAGCGACGAGGCAUGCGAGCUCUGCAGGAAACUUUCAGUUGUAUUUCAAGCAGUGUCCGAUUUCGAGACACAAAAAAUAAUUCGCGAACCUAUAUCCCGGGAAUGGGCAACGAUAGAGAAUCUUCGUCAGGUUUCAAGAUGUUGUGUACAUCGGACGCUUCUGCGCGCAAUCCUCGAAAAUUCUGUUUCGCGAAAUCCAGAUGAGGUGGUUGAUCUCAGUCUCGGGCUCCGAGUCGACGAGAACGCCCAGUACACAGAUGCAGAGGCAAGAGUCGGAUUUGUAGAAGUUGGGAACGUUUAUGGUCUGAAGACCGAGCUAUGGCCCCGGCCGCUAUCUAAACUCCAGAGCAUUUACGAUCAACAACUCAAUGCGCAAUGGAUUGACCCGCUGAUACUUCAGUCUUGGGAAGUAUCAUGUACAUGCUGGACGAAAGUCAGACAAGUAUAUCACUCUCACACGAAGAUGGACAACUCCGCUGAGGGACAGACUAGGUGGCUAGUCGAUGUUAAUAAUCGGUGCCUAGUACCAGCUGAUCAUCAGAGCUAUGUAGCACUCAGCUAUACAUGGGAUCGCUCGCAAAAUUUCAUGGCCACUGCAAAGGAUUUGGCGCGCCUGAGAACGCCGUUUGCUCUGGAUGCCAAUUACGAACAGUUGGCCCCUACCAUUCGUUUCGCAAUCGAGCUAGUCAAAUUACUAGGAAAGAAAUACAUCUGGGUCGACCAAUUAUGCAUCUUUCAGGAUGAUGAUAAACACAAACGGAUAGAAAUACAAUCUAUGACCAGUAUCUACGAAAACGCGGCCUUCACCAUCAUUGCAGCUCAUACUGUCGGUGACCGUUGUGGGAUCAAAGGAUUGCGAGGCAUCACUGGACCGAGGAAAUUGAAUCAGGAGAGAUAUAUCAUAGGUGCCCACAGAUUCACAUAUCCACCUUGUAGAAAAUACUCUUCCGAGCCAUCAAAAUGGGCCGCCAGAGGGUGGACAAUGCAGGAAGACGUAUUCUCUCGUGCGCGAUUAGUAUUUGUCGACGAAACAGUCUACUGGGAGUGCGAAUGUCUGGGUUGUCGAUACGAGGAUAUUCCUGACAAAGCAUCGAUCCAAAUUAAGCCUAGGGAGAUUGUGAUAGGAGUUGAACGAGAAGAUAAUUCAUGGGAAAAUCUCCAUUCCAUGAUAAGUCGCAACGAACCGAAUACCGUCAACCUUCAAUCACUGAUCAACGUCUACAACACACGGCAACUUACAUUUGCACAAGACGCUUUGUAUGCUUGUGCUGGCCUACUGAAUUCGAUGCGCGCUUCCUUUCCAGGAGGAUUCAUAUCAGGACUUCCAAAAGAUUUCUUUGACAUCGCUCUGCUCUGGACAUCAUUAGCUGAUAUCACGCGAAGACAACCUGACGCAGGCUCUUACUCAAAUUGCUUCUUACCAAGCUGGAGCUGGGCCGGGUGGAAGGGUGAGAUCACUUUUCAAGCAUUGCUGCGCAUAGCAAGUCCCCGUGGCCCCGACAGAUACAGUAUAUAUACGAGCAUGUUUCUCGAAAGAGUCACCGCCACUCAAACGUGGUCAUACCGAACUAACACAGGUGAAUGGAAUACCAUACCAUGUCGUUGGCUAGAAAGUCACGACCAAUAUUACGAAUCAUCCUCAAAAGAGCCUCCACCGGGAUGGCAAAGAAUCGUAGCGGAGGAUACACUUGAAGAGAUUCCUUGGUUUUACCAAAAUAUAGAGCAUCUACCACGAUACUUUUAUCGACAUGACAACUUCCCACGCAUGAAUUGCUAUUUUCCAAUAUCCGGUCCUGAGGAAGGCAGAGUGCAAGAAAGCAAUGUCAUGGCACGAGAGAUCCGCUGUCGAACCAAUCGGGCUUACAUGUAUAAAGGGUAUGUACUGAGCUCGGGCGACGCUUCGAUACUCGAUCGAGAAGGGGGAUGGGCAGGUGCAUUCAUCGAUCGUGCAAUUGACGCUUCUAACUCUCGUAAGCUCGAAGACGGUGAGAUUAUAGAGCUAGUCCAGAUUGCGAAGGGGGUUAGAAAAGAGAAGUAUCCUUACUUUAGCAUGAGUGACAAGUUAGUUUGGCCGGAGUGGCGCCAGAAGGCAAGACCUAUAAGAGGUAAAUGGUACGAGUUUUACUGGGUUCUUCGCAUUGAUUGGGAAAAUGGAAUUGCAUAUCGGAGAGGGAUUGGCAGAGUUGUGGCGCAGAUAUGGGAGGCACAAGAUCUGGAGAUGAUCGAUUUGAUCCUUGGGUGAAUACCAGGCGUAGUUGUCAUGAUGUAGAUCUACUCAAUUAUCAUGAGUACACGAGAUAGAUAAGAACAAAACCUUACCACUCCGCUAGAACAUCUCACCAACACAUCACUACGGCCCUCACUCAACCCAGACAACAGUUUGCACAAACAAAAUAAUCAUCAUAUCCACAGAUCCACCAGUCCACUCCUCCUCACUUCCCCUGCCCAGCAUCCUUCACCCCCUUCGCAACACUCGCACUCCCAUCCUGAAUCCCAU